Messenger RNA from Chelonia mydas (Green sea turtle), 1284 nucleotides. RefSeq names its product translation initiation factor IF-2. The coding region runs from base 1 to 1284 and encodes 427 amino acids. NCBI's taxonomy places the organism in Eukaryota, Metazoa, Chordata, Testudines, Cheloniidae. The transcript is spliced from 3 exons. The record is from RefSeq and is a predicted model, not a curated record.
AUGCCGGAGGCUACUGAAGCUAAUCCUGGAGACUUUAAGCUGCUAGAAGUCCGGCAGCACAGAAGCCCCGCCCUGGGCCGAGACGCCCGCGGCCCGCCCCGAGUCACCCCACGCAAGCGGCGGAGGCGGCGGCUGCUGGGAGGGCGCUUCGCUGCCCGGCAGGCCGCAGAGCCCGGCUCGGGGCCCGGAGGGAGCGAGCCCGGGGUGGGUUCUCCCGCAGCUGGGCGGGGCGGAAGCUACCGGGGGCCCGAGCCCCCGCCAACUGACCAGGGCCGGAUCCACCCCGGGGCUGCAGUCGCCCGAACCGGAGCCAGCCCCACCCCCACACCGGCCCCAGGGGGGCUUGGGCAGCCCCCGCAGGCCGCCAUUCCGUUACCUUGGCUGCCGCCACCGCGCGCCGCUUGCGUCCGCCAGGGGGGCGUGGUUUGCAGCAGCCGUAAAGCCGUAGAGGCGCCCGCCUGCGGCGGGGUCGUCUGCGCAUGCGCCAGGCCGGGGCCCGCGUCGCGCGCUGUGCUCCGCGGCCUGCGCGUGCGGCCGGGCUGCCCCUCGCGUCUCAGCCGGCAACGAGGCGGACGCCGCCGCCGGCGGUGCCUCAUGGGCCUGCCGGGCGUGCGGCCUGCAGGAGGCCCAGGGCAAGCUGGCCCCUCCGAAACCUUGCCCUCGAACGAGCCCCGCACGCCGCGGCCCCUGUGCCCGCAGCCUGGGGCGGUGCCGGCGAGAGGGCGCCGCGGAGACGGGGGUGGGGAGCCCGCCUGGACGCGGCAGGUCGGCUCGGGAGGGCAGCCCUUGGUUCGAGGCGGGUGGCAGCGCCCUACGUCCGCGGGCCCCCUGAACCAGGCUCCCCGUGGGCCCGCCUGCGUCUCGCGCUGCUCAGGGGGUCGGGGGACGGGGACAGAAGGUCUGGGGUUUUUUACCCGCGGAAGCGUGUCAGGGCGUGGCUGCGCCGGCGAGUCAGAGCGCGUGGAAGCAGCGCCGGGCGCCCGGACUCAGGCCGCGUCCCCCCCGGCAAGGCCCCGCCGAGCGCCCGGACUCUGCGGCUGGAGCGCGCCUGCUAAUUCCCCCGGCGAGAGGCAUAACACGUGCUGCGUCCCGGCUGGAGCCCCGCGGCGCCGGUGUGGAGGCCCUGGUCGGUUAACGCGCUCUGAGCAGCCUCCAGAAGCGUCCCACGCUGCCUGUUCUAGCCACUCUGGUCAUCACGUUGAACUCCUCUGCCCUGCCCUCAGAUGCAACCUUGAGAUCUCAGCUGUCUGUGUUAUCACUGGCCAAAAGACUCCAAAGAAUUAA